Messenger RNA from Amphimedon queenslandica, 4885 nucleotides. RefSeq lists its product as uncharacterized. Bases 88 to 4815 code for a protein of 1575 amino acids. The record is from RefSeq and is a predicted model, not a curated record. The transcript is spliced from 5 exons. Gene Ontology annotation, molecular function: protein binding. NCBI's taxonomy places the organism in Eukaryota, Metazoa, Porifera, Demospongiae, Haplosclerida, Niphatidae.
GUGGUCGAUCUUGCCGUCUUCUUACGCUUAUUAGUUAUUAGUGCUUUUAGCUGAUUCAGCAAGUCUUUACCAGAUCAACAAAAAGUCAUGUCUUCAUCUUCAGUAGUUAGCAGUGAUGCUGGCAGCUAUCCUAGCAGGGAUCCAAACUCCAUGUCACUUGAUUACUACAACAGUUUUUCAUCUUCAAGCCAUUCUUCUCAUCAUCGUGUGAUAAGCCGCUCAUCCCAUUCCCCACGUUCAUCUUUCUCUCCUCUGUCUUCUUCUGUACGCAUUAACAAUCCCACUACACUAUCUGCGAAGAAUCCUUCAGACUCUAUCAUUCUAAAUGAAGCUCGAGGUUCCCAUAACUCUUCAUCUUCUCUUCAAGUCUCCUCCUCCUCCUCUUACGAUAGACACCCUCAUCCUCGUACCUUUCCCAUCUCCCCUACGGGUCGUCAUAGUGACAGGAGGCCACACCCUCCAGACGAGCUCCAAACCAUGAUACAGACGGCAAGUAGUUGCUAUCAUGCGUUGGAUUACAAUCAAAUGAUAUUCGUCUUACAGUCCGUGAAACUCACUCCAGAUCUGGAACCGAUUGAGGCCAUGGCGGUCAGCUUUGGUUUGGGUUUGGGGUAUUUCAAGCUCUCGUCCUACGAGACCUCAAUGCUUCACUUUUUAAAGAUGGAGACGCUAGCAAAAGAAGAGGAGGGGAAAGCAGGAGAGACUUCUAACUUGGCACUAGUUAGCUAUUAUCUUGCCGAGUUGGAAUACAGUCAGAAUAAGUUUCUCUCGGCUGCUGGUUAUUUUGAAAUAUCCGCCAAAUCAUAUGUUACCAAAGGAGCAGACGUGGGCGCCACUUUAUACAAUGUCCACAUUCCCUCCCUCUCAUCUCUCUAUUGUAAGUGUGGGACGGCACUCCGCUACGGGUCAAAGGUUAUGGAAGCCAUUAAAGCUUUCCGCAAGGGAGUGGAUCUGGCGAACUCCUCUUGUGACUGGGAAGACAAACUAUCCGCCCACACGAGCUUAGGAAACCUCUAUCAGAGUCUCGGAGAAUUCAGUAAAGCCGUUAAUGAGUAUCAGGAAACUCUGAAACUCUCGGAUAAAUUAGAAGACUAUGUCUCGCUAGGUUGGGCUCAUGGUAAUGUUGGCAAUGCAUAUCUUGGACUGGGAAAUAUAGAUAAAGCACUUGGUCAUUUGAGAACUGCUCUUGAGCUUACUUUAGAGCAUGAGCCAGUCCCUCAGGCUAUUGGGAGAGCUUAUAAUAACUUGGGGACUGCCUAUCAGUCAGCAAACUGCUAUGAUAAAGCAAGGGAAUAUUAUGAACUAGGACUUAAUCAGGCAAUUUAUGGGAAUGAUCUGCCAGGACAAGCAAGGGUAUAUGGUAAUCUUGGUAAUCUCCUUAUGCUUGAGAACAAAUACUCUGAAGCUAUAGUUCAUUACACAGAGACACUGACCAUCAGUAAAGACAGGGCAACACACGUCACUGCAUACCACAACAGAGGGUGUGCCAGAUUCGAAAGAGCAGAAGAAGAAAGACAGAAAUACCUAAGAGAUGGUGUAGGUAAUGCAGAGCUUACUACUGGAAAGAAAUCAAAUUUAAUAUUCAUUGGAGCUGACGUGAAAGACUCAGAAGAAGAACACAAGUUUGUUAUGUUGCCUGAUUCCCUAAUCAAGCAUUAUCGGGACUCCCAGUCCGACCUAGAGAGAGUUGUGAAGCAUCACGAGCAGACCUUCAGAGACAUCAAAGGAUCUCAAAGAGGACUGAGUCUCUCUGUCUCUCUCUUUGAGACAAACGUCCGUACGUUCCAAAGACUACAAGACUGCUCGUUCUAUCUCGACCAAUGGAAGCAGGCCCUAGUGUGUGCAGAGCAGUGCCGCUCACGUACUCUAGGAGAGCUACUCUUAGGCAAGCACUCAAAUCAUCUCAAGUACUCAUUCCGUACUCCAUUGGACCUGCCUCAGAUUAUCAGUAUAGUCAAGGAUCAGAGCCUGCCAGUAGUGUAUAUGACUUACACUGGGUCUCGCAUACUCAUUUGGCUCCUCAUCCCAGUUGAGGACCAACCAAUGAGUGUUUCUAUUAAUCUCUCACAGGUCGCCCUAGAGCCAGAGCAGUUUGAUGGCAAGUCGUUUGAUCACUUGGUCAAACAGUCACUGGGUGAGACUCUCAUUGAUGAUAACUUCAAUAUGUAUGAUACGAUAGACUACGAAACUCACACAUUGCUCAAUGACCUUCACUCGCUCAUUGCCUCUCCUUUACUUCGGUUGCUCAAGUCUGUCGUCCUUCCGGAGCACUUCUCCUCGUUGCAAGACUUGAUCCUAAUAUGUGACAGUCACACUAAUCUCAUUCCUAUUGCUGCGCUUCAGGAUAGUAGCUCCAGACGUUUUCUUGGAGAUGACUUCCGUUUCCAUUCAAUGAGUUCUUUGCUAACAUUAGGAAUCAUGCAGCAGCUUCCAUCUCCACUUGUCACCCUCCCAUUGGACCCUAUCAAUACUUGUAUAGUUGGGAAUCCAUUCACUUCGCCUUUUCAGUAUCAAGGCAAUACCUGGAACCUUGGGCGAUUGCCUUAUGCCGAGGAAGAGGCUCAGCGUGUGGCGCACACUCUAGGAGCUGUGCCCCUCCUUGGUAAAGAGGCCAUGAAGAAUGUUGUCCUCUCUAAGAUUAAACACUCUAAGAUAGUUCAUCUUGCCACUCACGGGAAUGCCUCGUCUGGGUUUCUCAUUUUCUCAGGCUCCAGUCCCAUCUCAGUUGCAACAGACCCAGAGUUUGCAAAGUCCGUCCUUCUGGUUACACAGGAUAUUGAGACCCUCACCAUCCCUGCAGCUCUAGUGGUACUGAGUAGCUGUGAUAGUGGCCGUGGUAUUGUAAAGAUGGACGGCAUACAAGGAAUAGCCCGGUCCUUUUUGCUAGCAGGUGCUCAGUCUGUCCUUACGUCUCUAUGGAGAGUCCCUGAUGAGUCUGCCGCGUUCUUUAUGCAUUUCUUUUAUCAGUAUUUGGUCGAUGGUCUGCCUAGCUUUAGAGCGCUACAGAAGGCGUGUCACAGCAUUCGUUGCUAUGCUAAGUACAGCGGGUACAUACACUGGUCUGGCUAUCAGCUGCAAGGGAGGGAGAUUCAGUUUGAGAAGAAUACGUCUGCCCAAGAGAAGAGGAAUGAGCUACAAAAGAGGAUCGGAGAUCCUAGCUCUUUCCCUCAAUUGAAUGAGCUGUUAAAGAUUAAGCAGAGCCUUUUGGUUGAUUCUAAUUAUGUCCCAAGGAUAUCAGAGAGUAUUGGUUUUGAUAAUAAUAAAAAGAGAGAGCUAAAGCUACAGAAAGCACUAUUAUAUCCGCAAAGAGCUGAUGUUCAAUUGCUGGUAGGUACUUUAGGAUCAUGUCCUCAGGAAGUAGCAAAGGAUUAUAUUUUCAGUACCCAUUCCUUAUACAAAGGUGGAAUAUACUGGAUACCUGGUCAUUCACCUGAUCUCACUACUGCAGCUCUCCAACAUAUUGAAGAGUCUGUUUGCCCCGGAAGAUCCCUUGAAGAUUUCUUUGACACUCAAACGGAGCAGAUACUGCUAGUCUUGGACUCGUUCCAUUCCCUCCCUCUUAUCCAGAGACCCCUCAAGAAGCUCAUGCUCACCACCAAAUGCAAUGUCCACAUACUCCUAACUACCAGCCUCUCCUCCACUCCAGAGACACUAGGAGAGCAGUGUCAUUACAGCCUCACUCGUGGAUAUCAGACUCACAGUAUCAAACCAGUUCACUGCCUCUCUGCCUCUCAGAGACUCAUUUAUAAUGUAGUGAGCCAGUUUGAUCUUGCUCCUAUGAAUGAUGAGCAAAAGAUAUUUAAUCUCAUGGAGGAAUUAGCCUGUGGGCAGCCGCCACUGAUUAAUAUCACUAAUUCCCUGUUAACUGAUUCCAUUAGGAUGUCAUCUUCUUCGAUCUCUGAGACUUUAAAGAAGUUUAAUCAAGAGGUUAUUAUUAAGACUUUUAAUGAGAUUGCAGCUGCAAGAUUCAGAGAAGAAAAGGCCGAUCCAGACGCUAAGCAAAAGUCAUUGGAUGAAAUUCGAGCUCUUUCCUUAAGAAUAGGAGGAUUUGGCUCACUGAAGAAAUCCAGUGAUGUGACAGAGUCGCAUGUCUCUGAUACCAUUCACAAAACGGCCAUCAUUUAUGCUCACGAGUUAAUAGGCUUUGCUAAAUUGGAUCCAUUGGAGCACCUUAUCCUUUGCUGCUUAUGCUUCCUCUACUGCACUCCAGUGCAUAGCUCUAUCAUUGAUGGACUCAAGGAAAAAAUCAAUGAAAUUUAUCAAGACUUGCCGGAAGGAGAAUAUAUUGAAAAGGCUGCAUGUACUUGGAACAAUCUAGUUAAGUUUAAUUUCAUAGUCCACUACCCUCACCCUGUCGUUCAGGCCCCACACCAAGAAACCUGUACAGAAGAUGACAUUUAUUAUAUUGUGCCUCCAGUUGUUUGCGAGGCUGUCCAGCUAUCACUGGAUGAGAGUGAUAAGAUUGUAGUCUCUUCCUUGCUCCAUUAUGUACUCGUUAGUUUAGGAAAUGAAUUUGAGGACAAGUAUAGAAUAAUUAAUGAUGAAGAAGAGAAAGGAUCUCUAAGCCUAGACAAUAAUGAAGAGAAGAAAUCUAACCCAAUGUUUAGAUUGCCAUCUCCAGUUCCUACCAGUUCAAAUUAUUUGCUCUUGCAUUGUAUUGCACUGCACGGUUUCUUGUUAAAAGUGAUAUCUGACGAUUUCAAGCUGUAUGGUAGAGACGUCAUAACAACUGUUGCGAAGGACUACAUCAAAGAAAAGCUUAGAGUACGAAGAGAAGAUGCAUUUGCAGAAUUGGUCAUGGAUAUGAUUUUGUAAAAUAAAACAUAAAAUUAAUGUAUUAUAAAUUUUAAUUUUGACUUUUUAAAGGAAAAUAAUUCAGAUCUAA